Molecule: messenger RNA, 1465 nt
Organism: Pteropus alecto (black flying fox)
Lineage: Eukaryota; Metazoa; Chordata; Mammalia; Chiroptera; Pteropodidae
Gene: ECI2
Product: enoyl-CoA delta isomerase 2
Exons: 10
Coding region: 113-1291 (392 amino acids)
Molecular function (GO): fatty-acyl-CoA binding
Source: RefSeq, a predicted model, not a curated record
CGCUCUGGCCCCGCCCCGAUCUUGCCCGAACCUACAGCAUCCCUCGACCCGUCCUUCGUCAUCACCUUCUCCUCUUAGUUUGCCUUUCGCCCUUCACGCUGGAGUCGCCGCCAUGGCCCAGAGACUGGCAAAGCACUGGUGUCUGAGUGCCAUCAGGAGUCCACUGCAGGUCAUUAGUUUCCCAGCACUUCAACUGCACGUGAGUGGAACAGCAAUGAGAGCCGAUCAGAAGGACUUUGAAAAUGCAGUGACUCGGGUAAAGUUGUUGAAGGAUCCAGGAAAUGAAAUGAAGCUAAAACUCUAUGCAUUGUAUAAGCAGGCCACUGAAGGACCUUGUAAUGUUCCCAAACCAGGUGUGUUUAACUUGAUCAAUAAGGCCAAAUGGGAUGCAUGGAAUGCUCUUGGAAGUCUACCCAAGGAAACUGCCAGGCAGAACUAUGUGGAUUUGGUGUCCAGUUUGAGUUCUUCGUCUGCAUCCUCUAGCCAAGUGAAACCUGGAGCAGACAAGGAACAACAGGGAAGUGAAAACCUGGUGGUGACCUCUGAAAACGGCAUCACAAAGAUCAUGUUGAACCGGCCCACCAAAAAGAAUGCAAUCACCACUCAGAUGUAUCAGGAGAUCAUACUUGCACUCAAAGCUGCAAGCAAGGAUGAUUCGACCAUAACUGUUUUAACAGGAAAUGGCGACUAUUACUGUAGUGGGAAUGAUCUGUCUAACUUCACUGAUGUUCUCUCAGGCGAGAUAGAAGAGAAAGUGAAAAGUAUUGCUAUUUUACUGAGAGAUUUUGUAGACUGCUUUAUAGAUUUCCCUAAGCCUCUGAUUGCAGUGGUAAAUGGUCCAGCUGUGGGAAUCUCCGUCACCCUUCUUGGUCUGUUCGAUGCCGUGUAUGCGUCUGACAGGGCAACAUUUCAUACUCCUUUUAGUCAACUAGGCCAAAGUCCAGAAGGAUGCUCCUCUUACAUUUUUCCGAAGAUGAUGGGCCCAGCCAAGGCAAAAGAGAUGCUUAUUUUUGGAAAGAAGUUAACAGCAGGAGAAGCAUGUGCUCAAGGACUUGUUACUGAAGUUUUUCCCGACAGUACUUUUCAGACAGAAGUUUGGACCAGGCUGAAAGCAUAUUCAAAGCUCCCCCCUAAUGCCAUGAGAAUUUCAAAACAGAUCAUUAGAAAUAUGGAGAAAGAAAAGUUACACGCCGUUAAUGCUGAAGAAGUUAGUGUCCUCCAGGAAAGGUGGCUGUCAGACGAAUGCAUAAAUGCAGUCAUGAACUUCUUAUCCAAAAGAGCAAAACUGUGAUGACCACUGUUACAAAGUUAAACAUUUCAAAGGAAGGGCUGUGCUAUAAUCUCUGAUUUUCAAUACUUUAACUAACUGAAUAAGCUUCAUUAUGUCUUUUUUCAAUGAUAAAAUAUCAUUUAUAAUUAUUAUAUUUUACUAGAGCCCUGAUGAGAAAUAAAUUAUGUAAAACAA